AUGUUGCGUGCGCGGAGAUCUGAACGGCGGAGGCGGCAGCCGCCGACGCCGGAGGGCUCUCUAGGCGCUCUCCCAGCAGAGGUCCAGGACAACGUGCUCGCCCGUCUCCCCGCCCGCGACGUGGUGCGCACCUCCGUGCUGUCGCCGGUCUGGCGCCACCGCUGGGAGUCCGUGCCGGACCUCGACGUCGACAUCGACAUCGACGGCGUGCGCAGCUGGGAGACCGCCGUCAGCGUCCUGGAGCGCUGCGCCAACCCUGUCCGCCGCGUCAGCAUCCGCGGCGUUCCCCUCGGCCUCGCCGGGCGCGCCGACAACUGGUUGCGCCUCGUCGCCGGCAAGAGCCCCCGCUCGGUCUCCCUAGACCUCCCCGCCCGCGACACGCCCGCCGCGCUGCCGUCGCUCUUCUCCUGCGACCCCGCCGCGCUAGCCGAGCUGAGGCUCAGAUCCUGCGCCCUUCCGGCGCCGCCAGUCGGAUUCGCCGGGUUCCAUGCCCUGGCCGCGCUCUCGCUCGACCGGGUCCUCUUCCACGGCGAGAACGGGUGGAGGCAGGUGGAGGCCAUGCUCGCCGCGGCGCCGGGCCUCCAGGAGCUGAGCCUGAAACACAUCGUCUUCCACGUAGCCGACGUCGGAAGCAUCCCCGGCAAGUGGGUUAUCGGAGGGCCCAACCUCCGGCGGCUUGUCCUGUGCCUGAGUCUCGUCGGCGCUGGCUCGUGGGAGCUUGGGGACCUGCCCAAGCUGGAGGAUGCCGACGUCAUGCUCAAUGAUUCCCCGGUCGACAGAGACUACGACAAGCUUUUCAGAGCGGUUUCCAGGGUCAGGGAGCUCAAGCUCGGUAAUUUUGACGGUGUCACAUAUCAGGGACCGUUCCUGACAAGUCUUUUAUUCGGAUUCCAGAACCUAAGGGUUUUGAAACUUGACACAAACUUUUCUAUUAUCACGACAUUCGUGUCGACAUUUUACCUACUUCGCAGAGCUCAACUUCUUCAAGUUCUUGAAAUUACGAAUUCUUUUAGAGAUGAGGAAAUCUUUCAAGAGGGUGUAGUAGCUGGAUUCAUGCUCAGUGUCUUGCCGAAUUCUACUUUAUGGUUCAAAAAUCUGGAAUAUCUGCGUAUGAUUAAUAUUUCAUGCUCGGAAAAUGAGAUGCGCUUCAUCCGCCAUGUUCUUCACCGUGCAAGAAAUCUCCGGGCAGUAUCUGUGGACAUGUUUGAGGGAAGUACAAAGACUGCUCAAGAAGCGUCGAGAGAGCUCAAAGAGUGUCAAAGAGCAUCGCCAGCAGCAAGGAUCAGCAUUAAGCAUGGAGAUUCUGUUUGUAAUGUUUGAAAUAUGGUGUUACCAUUAUUCGAAAUAAUUUAUGCUAUAUGUAUGUAGCUUCUGAAUUCUGAUCAUGGUAUCCCUAGCUGGAAGUAAACUUUAUGCUUUGACUGUAUGAAUAACAACUCUUUGAUCCAUGAUGAAAAGAAGCAUGGUUGCUCCGG
Messenger RNA from Panicum virgatum (switchgrass), 1475 nucleotides. Its product is annotated as F-box/LRR-repeat protein At3g26922-like. Bases 1 to 1320 code for a protein of 439 amino acids. The transcript has 3 exons. The record is from RefSeq and is a predicted model, not a curated record. Gene Ontology annotation, molecular function: protein binding. NCBI's taxonomy places the organism in Eukaryota, Viridiplantae, Streptophyta, Magnoliopsida, Poales, Poaceae.